Messenger RNA from Meriones unguiculatus (Mongolian gerbil), 3815 nucleotides. RefSeq names its product myocardial zonula adherens protein (gene Myzap). The transcript is spliced from 11 exons. Gene Ontology annotation, biological process: intracellular signal transduction; maintenance of ER location. Bases 104 to 1276 code for a protein of 390 amino acids. NCBI's taxonomy places the organism in Eukaryota, Metazoa, Chordata, Mammalia, Rodentia, Muridae. The record is from RefSeq and is a predicted model, not a curated record. Gene Ontology annotation, cellular component: intracellular anatomical structure; RNA polymerase II, holoenzyme; nuclear envelope.
UCCAGUGUCUGAGCCUCCCCCGCGCAGGGUGCGCCCGCCCCGCACACUUAUCCUGCCCCGGAGCAGCGCGGGCACCCAGCCCUCGCUCCACAGCCGCUGCGAGAUGCUGCGCUCCACGUCCACCGUCACCCUGCUCUCAGGUGGCAGCACCAAGUCGCCCGGGACGCCUAGUAGGAGGGCAAAUGUCUGCAGACUGCGGCUGACUGUGCCCCCUGAGAGUCCGGUGCCCCAGCAAACAGAAAAGAAGAUUGAGAGGAAAGAUCAGCCUCCAGAAGUAAGCAAUGGGGAAUCUACCAGGAAGCUUCCUCAGGGUGUUGUCUAUGGUGUGGUGCGGAGAUCCGAUCCCAAUCAACAGAAGGAAAUGGUGGUGUAUGGCUGGUCCACCAGUCAGCUGAAGGAAGAGAUGAACUACAUCAAAGACGUGAGGGCCACUCUGGAGAAAGUGAGGAAGCGGAUGUAUGGAGACUAUGACGAGAUGAGACAGAAGAUCCGGCAGCUCACCCAGGACCUGUCAGUAUCCCAUGCUCAGCAGGACUAUCUAGACAGUCACAUCCAAACCCAGUCAUCAGCUCUGGACAGCUUCAAUGCCAUGAACUCGGCGUUGGCAUCAGAUUCCAUUGGCCUGCAGAAAACCCUUGUGGACGUGACCUUGGAAAAUAGCAACAUCAAGGAUCAAAUCAGACAUUUGCAGCAGACCUAUGAAGCGUCCAUGGACAAGCUCCGGGAGAAGCAGAGGCAGUUAGAGGCUGCUCAGAUGGAAAACCAGCUGCUGAAAAUGAAGGUGGAGUCAUCGCAAGAAGCCAACGCUGAGGUGAUGCGGGAGAUGACGAGGAAGCUGUACAGCCAGUAUGAAGAAAAAUUGCAGGAGGCCCAGCGCAAGCACAGUGCGGAGAAGGAGGCCCUCCUGGAAGAAACCAAUAGCUUUCUGAAAGCUAUCGAAGAGGCCAAUAAAAAGAUGGAGGCAGCUGAGCUCAGCCUGGAGGAGAAGGACCAAAGGAUCGGGGAGCUGGACAGACUGAUUGAACGCAUGGAGAAGGAACGGCAUCAACUCCAGCUGCAGCUCCUUGAGCAUGAAACAGAAAUGUCAGGGGAGAUCGCAGAUUCUGACAAGGACAGGUACCAGCAGCUGGAGGAGGCAUCAGCCAGCCUUCGAGAGCGGAUCAGACACCUGGAUGACAUGGUGCAUUGCCAGCAGAAGAAGGUGAAGCAGAUGGUAGAGGAGAUCAUGUCGCACGAGCUGUUCUCCACAUUUAGUCUCCGGCUCUUUGGAAGAUGAUCAGAUGGUAGAGGCAGAGGUGGCCGCAUCUCACACUCUGCGGGGAAGAGCUGGUGCUUAUCUGUGCUGAGCCUUGGAACAAACAGGAAAGACACGCUAUUCAGAGGAAACCUUGGCCCCUGUGGGGCCCUCGUUUGUGAAAACACUCUCAGACAGUAGCCUCCAUACAUGUAACCUCAAACUGCGGAUCAAAGAGACCUCAGAGAUCCACAGGAUAAUUUUUUUUUUUUUUGAACUUGGGUUUCUAGACAUCAGAGCAAGAACUGCACUGACAAAAAACAAAACAAAACAAAAAAAAGACUAUUAAAAAUGAUUCAGGAAGUGCCAGGUGCAACAGCCGCAGAAGAUGAGGAAGAGAGUCGAAGAGCGUCAGAGCUCUGGGAAGGAGGCGCCCCUCCCUGGAUCACAAUCCCCCAAACGCAGAUGAGACCAAACGUCCUCAUGGUUUGGUUGUAUUUGUAUAUGGUGGACCUCACAUUUGGAGAUGGCGUUCUGGGUGUCCUUUCCGAAUGACUGUCUGUAGUCAAUGUCAGUUCUUGUCUCCCUCUUCUUGUUUAAGGAGAGUUCAGUUUGUCCCUCUGGGCAUUUUGCCUGCACAGAAAUGGCUCAACCCACUUCAGGGAAAGUGGGAGUAUGCCCAGUGAAAAGAGAAAUACACCUAGCCAGCAUGUAUGGAAGUGGGAUGGUCCAGGAGCGCUUUGCAAAUGGUUUAUCUUCAUAGAGCCCUUUGCUCGUAACCAGUAUGCUGUUAUUUCAUCAGAAAGGGGUGCUGGACACUAGUGGGUGGCAUGGUAACAGUUUUAGUUAAGGGUGGUAUUAACUUCCCUAAGCCAGUAGAUUGGGGUGAUGGAGUGAGUGAGUAUCCCUCUAACCUUGGCAUUUCUGCAAGUGUUUUGUAAGAAAGUGUGUUUGUUGGGGGCAUGGAGGGAGCUCCUGUCCCAUCAGUGUUUGCCCUUGUUUUUCCAUGUUGGUGCUCUGGUCAAUUCCAGCAAAUGAGACAAUUCCAUGCCUUGGUGGAAUGAACAUGAAUGUGGCCCAUUUAGAGACAAACCGCACAUACUCAGGAGGAAUUUGGGGGGAGCUGGAGUCAGAGUGGAAAAUCACACAUCCCCCUCAUGACAGAGGUGGUGACUUGCCUGCACUGUGCCUAGGGACUCAGCCUUUGGCAUGUCUUCUGGAACAAAUCAUUACCCAGUUUCAGAAGGGGAAAAUCACAGGGCUGAAGGGAGUGGCCUGGAACCUCAGAGAAGGUGGGUGUGCUUUUGUCUGUCUGAAGUUUCUCAUCUUGGGCUGUGGUCAGUCCCUGGAAGCCAGAGGUGCCUUGUUCUUCGGAGCAGAUGUGCUGUGAACACCACUCUCCACAUGUUUUGUGAAGGCUGCUCUCUCCUCCUGUCCUGCCCCUGGCUGUAGGCUAAUCGGUCAUCUUAGAUCUGGGUCCUUUGCUUCUCAAGGACUUCUUACUUCCCUGUCUUCCUACCUAGGUUGGCAUGGUAUCAACUUUGACCUAACUCACUACCACACCUGACUCAUAUUCGAACCUUUAUCACCCUAUUCCCUUCUUUCCUUCCCGGGGUCUUAUUUGGACCUUUUGCCUGGACUCCUAAGGCUGCAUCUUGUCUCCUGGCUGCUCUCCAUCCCAUCCAAAGGAGGUACUGCUUAAGACUUGAAGCAGGAUUUAUUUAUAGCUGGUGUUAUUGUUUCAAAGUCUGGUGGUUAGCAUAGUAUAGUCACUUCUUUAUUUUAAAAUAUUAAUACUUUAUUAAAACAUGAACUUUGUAGAAGUGUCACAAAGAGCACAGUUGGGUCAGCCUUUCUUCCCUAGGUAUUCUAGAAAAUGAAAACAAAAACAAACACAAGAGCAGACAGGUCGGGCAUGGUCAGAGCAUUUAGGGCAUCAUCUUUGUCAUCUGGUAAAUGCUCCCUGUGGAUGGGAGGCAGAGUGUUGUUCUCUGCUGGCCGGCCAGGCUACUUCGGGAACAAAUGCUCAUUUCCUUCACUGAGUUUUUAAAUCAGUUUCUUUAUCGCCCCUCCUGGUAAUUUGUACAAACUCUCUGUAUUGUUGUCAUGGAGCGUUUAUUGAAAAAAUACUUGGGCAACGUUAUCACCCGCUGCCAGUCAGUGGGAUUCGUUUGUGACAUCUCUUACAUAAAUGCUGAGUUUUUCUAGGCUUAUAGUUACCGAUUUUUCCACUGUGUUGUAUUUCUUGUUUGUCAUUUUCUGUAAUAGUUUUAGAGUUUGUUUGUCGUCUUUAUCUUUUAUUGCAACCCACGUGUCUGUCCCUCCCCCUUUCCAUCCACAUUUUUUGUCUAUGGCGCUUAUACCAUAUUUGGUGUGUUUUGCCCUUGUUCCUCUGUUGCCGUUCUACUUGUUUUGUUUGUGUCUCUCUCCUUCUUGUAGAAUGGAAGCUCUGUGAGGGCAGGAUCUUUGGUCUGUUUUGUUCAUGACUGUAUUCCUAAUAUGUAGAAUGAUCACUGGUAUCCAGUAGGUGCUCAAUAAAUAUUAUUUUUGGACAAAUAAAGGCUAAGCCAUCUGGAAUUUA